Messenger RNA from Danaus plexippus (monarch butterfly), 4153 nucleotides. RefSeq names its product trissin receptor (gene NGR-A31). The coding region runs from base 209 to 1549 and encodes 446 amino acids. Gene Ontology annotation, cellular component: membrane. The record is from RefSeq and is a predicted model, not a curated record. Gene Ontology annotation, molecular function: peptide binding; neuropeptide Y receptor activity. NCBI's taxonomy places the organism in Eukaryota, Metazoa, Arthropoda, Insecta, Lepidoptera, Nymphalidae. Gene Ontology annotation, biological process: G protein-coupled receptor signaling pathway. The transcript has 7 exons.
CGAAGUAGUCGUCUCGCGAGAGCGUCUCCAUACUUCAAUCGUGAGUGAAUUUUCUGAAGUUAAUCAUUCUCAUAAAGUAUUUGAAAAUAACUCAAGUGAAAGUGUUUUUGUUUAAAUUUGUAAAAAAAUACUUUUAAUAUUUAUGGUCGUUUAAGAUGGACGAACACGGAUAAUAUUAUUGAAAAGCGUGACUUGCUCGGUUGUAACUAUGUACCAUAUGAGGUUGUUUGUUGCUUCCACUGGAAUAGACAGCAUCAACAACACAGAUGCUGGCAUCUAUGACAUCGCAAACAUUUCUAAAAAGAACGCAAGCCAAUAUUCUAUCGAAGACGAUGAGUUUAUAUUCGACAGAACAGAUGUUAGGGCUAUAUUUAUAACGCUUUACACAAUUGUUUUUUGCUGUUGUUUCUUUGGGAAUCUUCUAGUUAUUCUCGUUGUGACGCUAUCCAGACGUUUGAGAUCUAUUACCAAUUUUUUCCUUGCCAAUUUAGCUGUAGCUGAUUUAUGUGUCGGAGUAUUCUGCGUGUUUCAAAAUUUGACAAUCUACCUUAUUCCCAGCUGGGUCUUCGGUGACUUCCUUUGCAAGAUGUAUCAGUUUGUGCACUCACUGAGCUACACAGCAUCUAUAUUCAUCCUGGUUGUAAUUUGCACGGAGAGAUAUUUCGCAAUCAUACAUCCCAUUACUUGCAAGCAAAUACUGACGUCGACAAGGCUAAGGCUGGUGAUAGUUGGAGUGUGGAUAACCAGUGCUGCUUAUAGCGCUCCUAAGUUUAUUUGGGUGGAGACUAUAACAAACGAUCUCGGAGAUGGCCGCCUGGAAACUAUUUGUAUUCAACAUAGAAUGAAGUACAAUUCCGAAAUAUUCGAUAUGGUCAACUUUGGUCUUCUCUACGUAACUCCGCUUUGUGUAAUGACGGUAUUGUACACGAAGAUCGCUGUAGGUCUAUGGCAAAGUUCUCUAGGCCUAGAACAACUGGGUCAAGGUCAGUGCUGUGCUACGCAAUGUCCACGGGCUGAGAAACCCCUAGCCAGUAGUAACUCGCACAAGACCUUUGACGGCAAUAUGGAAACAAAGGAGAGAACCCCAGCUAAGCCGUCAAAAUCAUGUAGGCACAAAUCUCGCAAUUGUCAUCACUUAAGUCAUCUCUCCCGUAACGUGCUACGUGCACGUCGUGGAGUUGUACGCAUGUUAAUAGUUGUUGUACUUACAUUCGCCGUAUGUAACUUACCUUUCCAUGCAAGAAAAAUGUGGCAGUAUUGGUCUAGUGGCUACCAGGGAACAAGUAAUUUCAGCGCUCUUCUCACACCGCUGACAUUCCUCAUAACUUAUUUCAACUCGGGCAUCAACCCGUUACUGUACGCUUUCCUGUCGAAAAAUUUUCGCAAGGGAAUGAAAGAACUUCUAUUUUGCAACAUACAUGGCAAGCGCAAGAGCGAUAACUUGAUACUAUUAAACAGGGUUGGUGGUAUAGGUCUGCGACGAAGUUCAACACGAUCAACACGUGCCAACUGCAGCACUGUCACCAUGGCACCUAACGGUGAAUCAUGAGGGUUACAUCGCCGCAGAUUCCUUUACAAGAUAGAAAAUACUGAUAUUUCCUGAUUAACGGAGAGCACCGACGAGGUGACAGAUAGCAGCGGUUUAUAUACAAUAUCAAAAAGGGAUUUGUAUGAUUAAACUGUAAAAAGAAAAUUAACACUUGCUGCAUAUCGUUUGCGUCGGAAAUAUAAUGGACAUUGGUGAAAUUAGUGAUCUCAUGAGCUUACUGUAGUACGUAAACGAAGUGACCUGUGUAGUUACGCUGUUGUGCUAAAGUAUAUUCAUAAAAUUUCUCUAUUAAGCGCAUUAAUUUAUACACAAAUGUUAUAUUUUGCACACGUUUCAUGUGUAAUUUACCUUAACGAUACAUGUUAUAGAAUUUUAAUAAUAAAUCGUAAUUUUUAAAUUAUCAUAUAUUGUCAUUUUUGUUAAAUAUUUGUAUGCAUUAAAUUUGUAGUUUGUUAAAUCUAUGUAAAGUUAAAAAAAACUAUAAGAGUUGGUCACGAGUCUAUAAAUUCCGAUUAAUGGAAAUUUGUAUAUGUAAGCUAGAAUUUUUUAUACGUCUAUUUCUUACUUUUCAAUUCUAACACACUGGCUCAAGCUGGGAUAAGCAUUUGUUACCAAAAUGUAAGUAUAUGUAUUUUUUUAUUAUUUUUUACAUCUAUAAUUGUUUCAUAAAAUUUUAUUAAGAAAAAAUAUGAGAACGUAAUCCAAAGAACUCGCUAAAUCUUAUUUGUAUAGUUCAAGAAGUCAGCUGGCUUCGCAAGAAAUAUCUGCAGCGAUGGCAGCUUGCACUUCAAUCAGAUGGAUUUUUUAAUAUGAGGCUGGCAUUUCUUAUUCCGCCAAUGGUUAAAACUUUUCCUAUUUAGAGUAUAUUAAUCAAGGAUAUACUAUUUUUGUGUAGACUUAAUUACGUUAUGAGAAUACAAUGCAAGAGUAAUGUAUAAAUUUUUCUAAUAAGAAGAUUUUUGCUAAUAAGAUGUCACCCACAGCUUAUACUGGUUGACUUUUUACGAAAUAAAAUCGAAUCCAAAGAUGUCACAAAUGUGCUAAUUAAAUCAAACAUCAUAUUUUUCUUUUUUUUUUAAUAAUAAUUUUUCUUCAACUUGCAUCUCAAAUUUUCUUAUUAUAAAUAUUACAGAAUUUUAUAUUUUAUGAUUUAAUUUCUUUUCUUUAAAAAUGUUUAAAUUGCACUGUUCAUGAGAGUUUUCAUUGUCAAAAUCAAAAGAGUUAAUUACGUUGAUAAGAUAGUAAUAGAAACCAUGGCUUUUAUGUUGGUAACAAAAAAAAGAUAAGUUAGGUGGAUGGCAGAACCUUAAAAAAAAGUGACAACGAAAAAUUCUGAUGAAUUAUAAAAUACGUAUACGUGUAUAUAAAUAUAAGAUAAAAUAUAUGUCAUUUUCACUCAGCAGGAAUAAUAUAAAAAUAUGUAGAAAAAAGUGUGAGAUAGAUUUUUAUACUGCCGCAUUAUAGAUUCAUAUACAUCCUUGUAAAUAUUGCUAUUUAUAUUCCUAACAAUAACAUGUUAUUUAAACUACGAGUUAUUUUCUAGUCAUUACUUAAGUUUCGUCUAAGAUAUAGAUGUUUAUAUUGUUGUGUAAAAACAUAUUUAUAUAACUUAAAACCAUAUCAUACGUUGAUCUUCCAUCAUAUUGUAAAAAUUGUAAAUAAAUUUAAAUCUUCUUAGAAAAUGUAUUAUUGUGUCUAAAGUUAUAUGUACUGUUCUAAUAAUAAAUUGUAUUCCAUUUUUUACUCAUAUGGUAGGAAUGAUUCAUAUAAUUUAACAAUGUCAUGUUUCAAUAUAUAGGUUAUUUUAACUAGACCCAUCCGUAAUCAUAAUGAGAUCUAAGAUUUUCGCGAGUAUUCAUUUAAAUGAAACUAGUAUUAUUCGGAUUUACUACGCGGAUUUUAUUAUUUAAAAACUACAUAAUCCCGACGUUUCGGUUACUUUGCAGCACCCGUGAUCACGUAACCGAAACGUCGGGAUUAUGUAGUUUUUAAAUAACAAAAUCCGCGUAGUAAAUCCGAAUAAUACUAGUUCCAUCCGUAAUCAUUUCCCAGUUGUGGUAUUUCAACGAAAACAUUUCCUAUUACAGGUUUUAAUUACCGAUCAUAGGAAACCUUGAUUAAAUUUAAUUAGAUAUUAAACUCUCGAUCUUAGUAUAAAAUGACAUAUUUGUCAUGCAAAUUAUUUCUAUAACAUCAAAAUAUUCUAAGAUUUUCUUUUCACUUCACUUAAUUUCCCUAAUGCAAUGUAAUUAUAUUAUAGUCAACAAAACAUUUAUAUGAAAAGAGAGGAUUUACUCUGAAGAAAAUUUAAAAGUUUGGUAAUAAAUAAGUAACAAAUAUAAAGAGGGUAAAUAUGUCAAUAAAGGACAAAUUUUAUGGGACACAAUUUUAUUUAGUAUCGCCGUUGCAGCUGGCCAUAAUAUAAUGGAUCAACGCGUCACAUAAAUUAGUGUAUGAUAUUUUUUUCUUUCUUUUUUAUACUUCUGUAAAAUUAUAUUUUUUUUUGAUUCAUCAUUUCAAAGUAACAUAUUUAUUGUAAGAAGUAAUUAUAUAUUUACUUUGGUAAAGCUAGUUCUAUAAAUUAACAUUGUUUAAAAGUACCAA